CAGCGGCAGCUCCUCCCUUCUGGCCAGAUGGACAGCAGAGCACGGGCUCGGGCUCCGGCUCUAGCAACCCUGAUCGGGCAGAAGCAGCCUUUUAUAGCCGGCACGCAGCUAUCCCAGUUCACACCUACACACUCCGCUCCCGGAGCACCGCGCUUCUGCCCGGAGCCGGCACUCCCACCUGCCCAGGAGCUGCAAGACCCACCCGGGAGCUGCCCAUGGGACCCCGCCGCCCAGCGCUGCUCCUGCCGCUGCUGCUAGCAGCCGUUUAUAAAGGUACUUUUGGGGAAGGCCAUUUUAGAAAUCGAAGAGGUAUUCUUGAAUUAGCUGGAGCCAUUAAAUGCACCACAGGAAGAUCUCCUUUUGCCUACCUACGUUAUGGAUGCUACUGUGGUCUGGGAGGAAGAGGAUGGCCCAAGGACAGAGUGGACUGGUGCUGCUUUAACCAUGACUGCUGCUAUGGUAAAGCAGAACAAGCAGGUUGUCACCCUAAGAUAGAAAAUUACCACUGGGAAUGUGAAGACAAUGAUGUUAUAUGUGAAUCGCUAGAGGAUAAAUGUCAAAAAAUGGCAUGUCAGUGUGACCGCGAAGCUGCCAAAUGUUUUUCUAAAGCUCCCUAUAAUGCAAAAUACCUUUUGUGGCCAGACUUUAUGUGUGGUGAAAUUCAGCCUUUGUGUAGGUAUUAGAUGUAUGACAUCAGUCUUUGUGGAAACUCUGUAUCUAAAUCUAAAAUGUCCUUUUUUGGUCAUAGUAGUAACCACAAAUGAUUUUCAUCACUUUCUUGAUCCUCCUUCCUACUAGCCUUUCCACCCCAGAAUGGCCAAACUAAACAUCUGUCCUCUCACCUUACCAUCUAAAAUCAACUUCAUUAGUUCUGUGUAAACUUUUACUGACCAAAUAGGAAUUUAUCAGCUUAUGGAGUAGCUGACUUAAUAUUUUAAUUAAUAAUCAGAUUCACAAUAUCAUACAUUGUAAAGUUUUAAACCCCCUUACGUGAGCUAUAAUAAAAUUUUCCACUAACGUAUACCUUAACAUUUCAUAACUUUGAAUUGACAGGAAGAAAUGCAUGAAGUGACAGUGUCAACACAAAGAUGUCUCUCAUCUGUAUUAAAAUUAUUAUGAAGCCUCAUUUAAAUUUUGCAUCUCAUUCACCUUAA
Pogoniulus pusillus (Red-fronted tinkerbird) is the source of this 1154-nucleotide messenger RNA. It is a transcript of the gene PLA2G10, whose product is annotated as phospholipase A2 group X. Bases 216 to 683 code for a protein of 155 amino acids. Gene Ontology annotation, biological process: arachidonate secretion; lipid catabolic process; phospholipid metabolic process. Lineage: Eukaryota; Metazoa; Chordata; Aves; Piciformes; Lybiidae. The transcript is spliced from 4 exons. Gene Ontology annotation, molecular function: calcium ion binding; phospholipid binding. The record is from RefSeq and is a predicted model, not a curated record.